Messenger RNA from Otolemur garnettii (small-eared galago), 2205 nucleotides. RefSeq names its product serpin family A member 5 (gene SERPINA5). Bases 135 to 1361 code for a protein of 408 amino acids. Gene Ontology annotation, biological process: negative regulation of endopeptidase activity. Gene Ontology annotation, molecular function: serine-type endopeptidase inhibitor activity. The record is from RefSeq and is a predicted model, not a curated record. The transcript is spliced from 5 exons. NCBI's taxonomy places the organism in Eukaryota, Metazoa, Chordata, Mammalia, Primates, Galagidae.
GACAGGGCCUGCUGUGGUCAGUGACAAAAGCUGGCUGCAGUCCAGCCAGCCCUCUGCCCUUUCCUGAGCCUGACAGACUGCCACCUCCACUGGGUGCACACUUGGCCACAGGACAGAAACAAACGGAAGUCAUCAUGCAGCUCUUCCUCCUCUUGGGUCUGCUGCUCCUCAGCCCUGAGGCUGCCACCCUCCGCCGCCACCAUCACUCCCGUGAGAUGAGGAAGAAGGUCAAGGAGCUCCCCACAGAUCCCACGGCAGCCCCCAGCAGCAGGGAUUUCACCUUUGACCUCUACAGGGCUUUGGCCGCUGCUGCUCCUGGCCAGAACAUCUUCUUCUCCCCUCUGAGCAUCUGUACCAGCCUAGCCAUGCUCUCCCUAGGGGCAGGGUCCAGCACAAAGAUGCAGAUCCUGGAGGGCCUGGGCCUCAAGCCGCAGGAGAGCCUGGAGGAGGAGAUGCACAGAGCCUUCCAGCAGCUGCUGCAGGAGCUCAACCAGCCCAGAGACGCCUCCCAGCUGAGCCUCGGCAACGCCCUGUUCACGCAUCCCUUGGUGAACGUUCACGAUGCCUUCCUGAGCGCCACGAAGACAAUGUACCUGGCAGACGUUUUCUCCACUAACUUUGGGGACCCAGCCGGGGCCCAGAAGCAGAUCAAUGAUUAUGUGGCAAAGCAAACUAAGGGCAAGAUUGUGGAUUUGAUCCAGAACCUGGACAGUACCACGAUCAUGGUUAUGGUGAAUUACAUUUUCUUUAAAGCUAAGUGGGAGAUAAGCUUCAGCCACAAAAACACCCACGAGCAGGACUUCCAUGUGACCCCAGAGACAGUGGUGCGCGUGCCCAUGAUGAACAGUGAGGACCAGUAUUACUAUCUCCUGGACCGAAACCUCUCCUGCAAGGUGGUGGGAGUCCCCUACCAAGGCAAUGCCACUGCUUUGUUCAUUCUCCCCAGCGAGGGAAAGAUGGAACAGGUGGAGAAUGGACUAAGUGAGAAAACACUGAAGAAGUGGUUUAAGAUGUUCAUGAAGAGGGAGCUCGAUCUUUACCUUCCGAGGUUCUCCAUUGAGGGCUCCUAUCAGCUGGAGAAAGUUCUCCCCAGGUUGGGGAUCAGUGAGGUCUUCACCUCCGAUGCUGACCUGUCUGGGAUCAGCAAUAACUCUAACAUCCAGGUGUCUGAGAUGGUGCACAAAGCCGUGGUGGAGGUGGAUGAAUCAGGAACCAAAGCGGCUGCAGCCACGGGGAUGGUCUUUGUAUUCAGGUCGGCCCGACUGAGCUCUCAAAGGGUAGUGUUCAAUAGGCCUUUUCUGAUGGCCAUUGUGGAAAACAGGAAGAACAUUAUCUUCUUUGGCAAGGUCACCCACCCCUGAAGUGGGCAUUCUCCACUGGCAUCCACAGUGGGAGCCGGGGAUGUGCUAUGGCCCAUCUGUCCGCUGGUAGCUAGUGUCGAACAAGGCAACAUGAAUAACAAUAAAAAGAUUGAUACACUAAUGAUUGCUUCGUCUCACACAAUUGCAAGACAAUCGCCUUGGUGAACGUUGCAGAACACUCAGUCUUGCCCUCACUUUUCAUCACUGAACAUUAGCCCUGAGACCCAGAGAAGCUGGUUGACUCACCCAAACUCACACAUCAUAACACUGGCAGAAAGAGGCCCAAAGUCUACAUUUUGGAUGCCUAUCCCAGUGUCACAAAACCCUGUAGCAGGAUGUUUUAGAAGAGGAGGGCCACCAGUAGGCACAUGUCCAAGCCUCCUGUCAACAAAAAAUGUCAGUUAAUCUUGGUUUGGAAAAACACUGGAGUGAAAGUCUAGAAUAGGGGCUACUGUCCCAGUUCUGUGACACUGGGUGAUGCUGUCCCUCUCUGGACCUCAGUUUCCCCACAUAUAUAAUACAAUGAAGGAUCAGGGCAAAGAUCCAAUCCAAAGACCCUAGAAAUCAUAUACAAAGACCAGGGCGUAUUCUGUCAAUUAUAGCUGUUUUCAAUACAGUCAAGUGCCAUUUAUCCUUUAAGAAAAAAUCCUAGACAUUAGGGUGGAAGUGGCCUAAUGCAGGAGCUCAUCACACUGUAGAUAAAGUUAUAAUCUUAUGGGCUUGCCUGGGGCUGGAGAAAUUAAAGCUUGUUGCAAACAGUAGAGUAUCAUUUGGAGACACUAAUUACUAACUUUUGGAAUUUUAUGUCAGCAAUAAAACGCAAUAAAGCAUUUUGCAAACACUG